AUGGAAGAAGAUAAAGGCCAGGACCAUGAUCUACUAUCUACAACAUGGGUUCCCCCUCAGGCAUCCGAGCAUGAGGAGAAUGGUGAUGAGCUUAUGGGCGUUGAAAAUGGUGAAGAUAAUUUAAACAGCGUUGAUCCAUAUAUCGGAAUGGAGUUCUCUACUCAUGAGGAAGCUUAUAAUUUCUACAAUGCAUACGCCAGACUUAAGGGAUUUGGUGUUCGCAAGGGUCACACAGCUUGGUCGAGAAAGAAAGAUGCAAUCCUAUCUAGAAUAUUUGUAUGUGACAAAGAAGGCUUUAAAUCUUUAAAAGAUAAAAGAGAAGAUGGUCGGAAUGUAAUUCGAAAGUUCGAUACAAGAUGUGGAUGCAACGCAAGGAUGGUUAUUGGACUUGAUAGAAGCACUGAAAAAUGGGUGGUCCGAAAGUUAACCAGUAAGCAUAAUGGUCAUCCAUUAACCACCCCAACUCGGGUAAAGAAGCACUACUCACAUCGGACACUUCAUCGAGCUCAAUCGACAAAAAGGUUGAUAGAUACUCUUGACAAUCAAGGUUUACGGCCUUCUGCCAUUUGUAAGGUUGUAGACGUUGCUCAUGGCAAUGAACAAGGCUCUCUCACUCAACAAGAAUGCCAAGCACAACUUAGACUUAAACGAAGAAACAACGUCGGCCAUGAGUGCGUGAACAUAGUUCGUCAAUUUCAAGAGAAAAAGGUAUCUGAUCCUCAAUUUUACUUCGCACUUGAUUUAGAAAAUGAUGGGACGAUGAGAAGUGUUUUUUGGAUGGAUGGUAGGUCGAGGACUUCUUACUUGCAAUUUGGAGAUGUUGUUUGCUUUGAUGUUACAUAUAGAACGAACAAUUUAAAAUUGCCGUUUGCACCAUUUACGGGCGUUAACCAUCAUCGACAGUCUACUCUAUUUGGGUGUGCGUUACUGGCCGAUGAAACGGAGGAGACGUUUAUAUGGUUAUUUAGCCAAUGGUUAAAAUGUAUGUCGGGUAUAGCACCAGUAACAAUCAUCACUGAUCAAGAUAAAGCUAUGUGUGGUGCUAUUCACAAAGUUUUUCCUAAAACUCGCCAUCGCUUUUGUUCUUGGCACCUUCGUAGGAAUGCCUUACAAAAUCUUCAAUCAAUGCAUAAUGAUUAUGGUGAGGAUGUUGGUGUAAAGUAUAACAAAUGGUAUUGGAGUAAAUCGGAAGAAAAAUUUGAAAAGCGUUGGGAAGAAAUGAGGGACAAAUAUGGUGCAGAUAAAAGGAGUUGGUUAGUAAAUUUAUACAAUCAUCGAGAUCAUUGGGCUCCAGUGUAUCUUAAAGACACUUUUACUGCAGGAAUGACAUCUACUCAGCGGAGUGAGGGAAUUAAUGCUUUUUUUGAUCAUUUUGUGAAUGUAAAUACCGAGUUACAUGAUUUUGUUAAGCAGUAUGAUAAUGCUGUCAGAGCUCGCCGAGCCGCUGAACUUGAGCAAGAUUUUAAGUCCACAAACUCAGUUCCUACAUUGAUAAUUGAACAUCCCAUUGAAAAACAAGCUCGGGAGAAUUAUACGAAGAAUCUGUUUACUAUCUUUCAGAAAGAACUCAAGGAUAGUUACUCCAUGCUUCAUGAAAAGUUGUCGAAGGACGGCGCAAGUGCUACUUAUGCCGUUUGGAAUAUAGAUAGCGAGGCUGAAAGCAAGAAGAUAGUAAAGCAUCAUGUUGUUUUCGAUACAUCCAAAGAAAAAAGAAUUAAGUGCUCUUGUGCGAGAUUUGAGAUGGAAGGUAUAUUAUGCAAACAUAGCUUGCACAUUUUAGUAAAGAAGCAAGUAUUAGAAAUUCCAUCAAGAUAUAUCAUGCAACGAUGGACAAUUAAAGCAAGACAUGUUGGUUGCGGAGUUGUUAGAAAUUGCAUUACAAAUAGUGAAGACCAACUAUCUAUCAUUAAACAUUGGGCCCUUAGGAGUAGAUGUAACAAGGCACUAGAAGAUACAUUGACUUCAAGUACACUUCAUGAUAAGUUUAGUGCUUUUUUAGACUCAUUUUUUGAAGAAGUUGAGAAUUCCAAGAUUGAGAAGGAACAUAACGACAAUGGAAAUGAGAGCAAUGCCAGCAAUAAGAUGCCUACUUCAUCCAUACCCAUCUCUAUAGAGGAAGCAACUCAAAUCACUAUUCGUGAUCCAGAUAAGCCUGUUGCCACGAAGGGACGACCAGCACAUGCUACUAGAAUUAAGUCGGGAGUGGAGAUAGCACAAGAAAAGAGUAUAAAAAAACAAAGAUUUUGUGGGUUUUGUAAGGGAAAAGGACAUUAUAUAACGAGUUGUCCUUUAGCUAAGAACAAAAAUGUUGCUCGUGGAGGUCGAGAAAGUUAA
Asparagus officinalis (garden asparagus) is the source of this 2334-nucleotide messenger RNA. RefSeq names its product protein FAR1-RELATED SEQUENCE 5-like. Gene Ontology annotation, molecular function: zinc ion binding. Lineage: Eukaryota; Viridiplantae; Streptophyta; Magnoliopsida; Asparagales; Asparagaceae. Bases 1 to 2334 code for a protein of 777 amino acids. The transcript is spliced from 3 exons. Gene Ontology annotation, biological process: regulation of DNA-templated transcription. The record is from RefSeq and is a predicted model, not a curated record.